This is a messenger RNA of Drosophila virilis, 746 nucleotides long. It is a transcript of the gene mRpL17, whose product is annotated as mitochondrial ribosomal protein L17. Gene Ontology annotation, cellular component: mitochondrial large ribosomal subunit; ribosome. Gene Ontology annotation, molecular function: structural constituent of ribosome. Gene Ontology annotation, biological process: translation. The record is from RefSeq and is a predicted model, not a curated record. NCBI's taxonomy places the organism in Eukaryota, Metazoa, Arthropoda, Insecta, Diptera, Drosophilidae.
UGUUAAAAUUGUUUAACAGCUGUUUAGCUAAAGAGUUACGUGAGCCUUAAUUUGUUGAAUUAAAAUCUGGUUUAAAAAUGAAUCAAGCCGACGUUAGCAAGUUAAUAUCACAGUUGCGAAUUGCAGUGCGGCCAAACAAACGGCAUUUAAAAAACGUGUAUGGUCCAGAAGGCCGGCUGCUCAAGCUACGGAAAACUGUCACGGCGCUGGUGAAACACGAACGCAUUGAAUUGUUUUACAAUCGAGCAGAUGAGGCACGUGGGUAUGCAGAACUGCUCAUCUCAAAUGCAAUACGGUACGGCGACCGACAUAAAGCAACUAUGAAUCUUGCGGACUAUUGGCUGUUGGACAAGCAACUAGUACAUAAACUAUUUAAGGUGUUAGUACCACGAUUUGAAAACUCUAACUUAUCCUACACACGCAUGUUGAAAGCGCCGCGGGAAUAUCCUGGAAUAUACUAUAAAAAAUCUGUGCUGGAGCUCCGUGGGAAUCCCUUCCCAGUGCUAACGCCAGAUAACAAUCAGACUCGCAAUCUAUUACACAAUGUGUUGCUGGAUGAAGCACGUAAGGAAUUUAGACGAGAAAAGCUAGCAAAUAUGGCUAACAAACUUGCUGCUGAGACUGCAACGCCUCCAUCAUCCAUACAAGGGGCCACGACCGAAAACCAGCCAGAAAAUAUUAAAGGUGCGCCAAAAGUAUAGUAUUUUUUUGUAAACCGUUGGUAAUAAUACAUUUUUCUAAGCUUA